Messenger RNA from Parascedosporium putredinis, 957 nucleotides. Lineage: Eukaryota; Fungi; Ascomycota; Sordariomycetes; Microascales; Microascaceae. The record is from the annotation of a GenBank genome assembly.
AUGGACAGCGCAGAGGCGCCUCCGACGGCAUUGCCCACCGAAAAGCCCAUCCUAGGCCCUAAACUCUCGCCGGCGCACCAAAAGGACGCCUACUUUACGGGCUACCUCGCCAACGCCCUCUCCUCGCUCCACCGCUCCGUCCUCGGCGCCCGCUCCGCGCACACCUGGGCCCACGAGUCCAGGCUCGCCUCCUCCCUCCUUUAUCUUUCCCUCACGACCCUCCUCGGCAACCGAACCCUUGGCGAAGAGUACACCGACGUCGUCCAGAUCCACGCCCCGUCGUCCACCCUGCCCGCCGUCUCCCGGAGGGCUGCCUACAUUCUCGCGUCCGUUCUGGCGCCCUAUGCCGCUGCCAAGGUUCUACCGAGGCACGCCCAUAUACGCCAUCUCCUGGCCGUAUUUUACUUCUCGGGGACCUACUACGAGCUCUCCAAACGCCUGCUCGGUUUCAGGUACAUCUUUACUCACAAGGUACCCGAUACACCGGACCGCGCCGGUUAUGAGGUCCUAGGAGCCCUUUUAGUCGUUCAGCUCGCCACACAGACAUAUCUCCACAUCCGAGAUGUCUUGUCCAGCCCCGCGGCGGCAGUAGCCGAUCACCACCACAGCCGUGGUCGUCUUUCCGAUGCAUACUCAACCGAGCUGGAUGUGUCUCUCAGUGACAAUGCCUACGCCUCCAACAACCAGCUUCUCAACGGUGCAGGCGCGGCGAGUGGCAAUCCCGCCAAGCUCAACGUCGAGAGAUCGACGCAUACUCCUAUCCUUCCCAGCGCUCGGUACGAUCUAUCCAAUGAUUCGGUCAUGGGAUUCAUCAAAGGAGCUCAACAACGCAAGUGUACCUUGUGUCUCGAAGAACUUAAAGACCCCUCUGCAACACAAUGGAAACCAUGGUACAACACAUCCUACCAUUGCGAGUUGUUUAAGAAGCGCGAGCUUCGCAUAUGCUUCACCACUUGA